Messenger RNA from Abrus precatorius (Indian licorice), 2646 nucleotides. Its product is annotated as protein NRT1/ PTR FAMILY 1.2-like. The record is from RefSeq and is a predicted model, not a curated record. Gene Ontology annotation, biological process: oligopeptide transport; transmembrane transport. The coding region runs from base 195 to 2105 and encodes 636 amino acids. Lineage: Eukaryota; Viridiplantae; Streptophyta; Magnoliopsida; Fabales; Fabaceae. Gene Ontology annotation, cellular component: plasma membrane. Gene Ontology annotation, molecular function: transmembrane transporter activity. The transcript is spliced from 4 exons.
ACAGAGAGAACUAUUAUAAACAAAAUUAAUGUAAUAUAAUUUUUAUUUUAACUAUAAAAAUAUAAAAAUUAUUUAAAAUUGAUAAUGUGCAUAAAGCGGCUGCACUAGGCAUGAGCCAGAAAGGACGAAAGUGAUGAGUCCAUAUAAAUGCAUGAACUUUGUAGUUAACAGUUGGUCUCUGUGAGUGUGUGUUAAUGAAAAUGGUGAAGGAAGUGGAGGUUGCUUCCGUUGAAGUUGAAAUGGGUACCCAACACAUUUCACAACCACAGAGGCGCAAGGGUGGUCUUAUUACCAUGCCUUUCAUCAUUGCAAAUGAGGCACUUGCAAGGGUGGCUAGUUUGGGCCUUCUUCCCAACAUGAUAGUGUAUUUGAUGGGGAGCUACAAGCUUCAUCUAAGCAACGCAACCCAGAUACUUUUAUUGUCCUCUGCUGCAAGCAAUUUCAUGCCUGUGGUGGGUGCUUUCAUUGCCGAUUCUUAUCUGGGUCGAUUCCUCGCUGUUGGGUUAGGUUCUACCAUAAGCUUCCUGGGAAUGACAGUGCUAUGGUUAACAGCCAUGAUCCCACAGGCACGGCCUCCUAGUUGCAGCCAACGAUCUGAAAGUUGUAAAUCUGCAACAUCAGGGCAAAUGGCAAUCUUUAUCUCUGCCCUUGCUCUCAUGGCCAUUGGAAAUGGAGGCCUUUCAUGCUCCUUAGCAUUUGGUGCAGACCAGGUGAAUAGAAAAGAUAACCUCAAUAACUCCAGGAUCUUGGAAAUGUUCUUCAGCUGGUAUUAUGCUUUUGCUGCUAUUUCUGUCAUAAUUGCUCUCACAGUAAUAGUAUACAUCCAAGAUCAUCUUGGAUGGAAAGUGGGUUUUGGAGUUCCAGCAGCACUUAUGUUCUUAUCCACUGUCUUCUUCCUCCUUGCUUCUCCACUUUAUAUAAAGAAUAAAGUACAAACCAGCUUGAUCACUGGUUUUGCACGAGUGAUUGUUGUGUCCUUUAAGAACAGAAAACUUCCCUUACCACCUAAGAGCUCGCCUGAACUUUACCAUCACAAGAAGGACUCGGAUCUUCUCCUUCCAACUGAUAAACUAAGGUUUCUGAAUAAAGCUUGUGUUAUUAAAGAUCCAGAAAACGAUAUAGCCUCUGAUGGUUCAGCAUCGAAUCCGUGGAGUCUAUGCACAGUAGAUCAAGUGGAAGAACUAAAAGCCCUUAUUAGAGUUAUUCCCUUGUGGUCUACAGGGAUCAUGAUGUCACUUAACAUUGGAGGCUCAUUUUCAUUGCUGCAAGCUAAAUCUCUGAACAGACAUAUCACCUCACACUUUCAAGUUCCACCUGGCUCUUUCACUGUAAUCAUGAUAGUUACAAUAUUUUUAUGGAUAGCACUCUAUGACCGUGCCAUUCUUCCUCUUGCAUCAAAGAUAAGAGGCAAACAAGUUAGGAUCAGUGCAAAGAGAAGAAUGGGACUUGGGUUGGUCUUCUCUUUUCUUCACUUGGUAACUGCAGGAAUUGUUGAGACUACUAGGAGAAGGAGAGCAAUCAAAGAGGGAUAUCUUAAUAAUGCUAAUGCAGUGUUGAACAUGUCUGCAAUGUGGCUUGCCCCACAACUUUGCUUGGGUGGAAUAGCUGAAGCAUUCAAUGCAAUAGGCCAAAAUGAAUUUUAUUAUACUGAGUUUCCUAGAUCUAUGUCCAGCGUUGCUUCUGCCCUUGGUGGACUGGGAAUGGCUGCAGGAAACUUGGUAUCUAGUUUUGUAUUCAGCGUUAUAGAAAACGUUACUUCAAAAGGGGGAAAAGAAGGUUGGGUUUUGGAUAAUAUUAACAAGGGUCGUUAUGACAAGUACUAUUGGGUUAUUGCGGGAAUCAGUGCUCUUAAUAUAAUGUAUUAUAUACUAUGCAGUUGGGCUUAUGGACCUACCGCUGAUCAAGUACGUAAGUUAACUCAAGAACAUAGCUCGAGAGUAGAAGCAUCAAGUGAAUUUGAGGAGGAUAAAGUUGACAUGGCAUCCAAAGAAAUUGAUUUAAAGGAAAAAGAGUUAACUGAGUUGAGAAAUGGGUGUCAGGUUGAAAAAGAAUCCAACGUUAGUGAAGAAAAUGACUCACAUAAGAAAGAGUUAACUACUUAUUAGUAGAGUCAGGAUGAAUGUGAGGAGGAAGAAUACGUGGAGAUAAUAGACGUUGAAGUUGCAAAAUUUGUCUUGAAUUACUCCACCACCCAUAUUGAUGAUCGAGCAAACCCUUGCUACCCUAAGAUUCAGGGUCAAAUUUGCAUAACCAUGUUCCUGUUUCCACGUUUUGACCAGUAGUCGCAGAUACAUGAAAGCAAUAAAUGCAUCGAUAAAUAGUCAUUUGUUUAUGUAUAAUCCAUUUGUGUAUGAAGAUGCAGAUUUGCUGCAUAUUAUAUAUAGUUGUAAUGAUAGUAGAAAUGUUAUAGACCUUAAAUUUGUUCUUGAGAAUCCACUCAACGGUUUUAGUUUUAUUGAAAGAGAGAGAUUAUUUUAAGCCACGGAGGAGUAAUCAUUUUUUCGUUUCUAAGCAGAAAUUUUCAUAGGGUCAUUUUAAACUCUACAAUCUAUUUAAAAUAUAAAAUGAUUGUGGGAGCUGAUUUCUCUUUUGGGCUAUUGGAACUUGGAACUAAUAUUAAAAUUGAAUGAAUAAUGAAAUCCAAUU